Messenger RNA from Amaranthus tricolor (Joseph's coat), 3768 nucleotides. RefSeq lists its product as uncharacterized. Lineage: Eukaryota; Viridiplantae; Streptophyta; Magnoliopsida; Caryophyllales; Amaranthaceae. The transcript is spliced from 9 exons. Bases 294 to 3503 code for a protein of 1069 amino acids. The record is from RefSeq and is a predicted model, not a curated record. Gene Ontology annotation, molecular function: helicase activity.
CUUUUCUCGAAUAAGAUUUUGAAUUCGACUCUAAGUUACCCCUCUCCUUCCUAUACUCCAAAAUAAAAAAAGCAAUCUCCAAGUCUUCGUCAAGUACCAAGUCUCCGUCAAGUAAAGCACCUUCCAUUACAUAAUCUAACCUCUUUAAUUUCACGAAGCUACAUAAAGUUUAAUGCAAAUGCAUCUUUUUAUGUUAUUUGUGUAUUGAAAGAAGGAAAAAUAACCUAAAAAAAUAUAGAAUUAUUUUAAUUUUGAAGUUUAUAUUACUCAAAUUCGAUUAUUUUCUGCAAUUGAUGAAUACGAAAAUGAAGAAGUUUAACAAUGGAAAAAAGGAACGACUCCCUGACAUUUUAGAUUUUGUGUUCUUAUGGUCAAUCAAAGAUGUUCUUAACAAUAAUCUCUACGUUAAUAAGGUCAAACCCAUACCGAACAUAUUCUCAUCAACUGAACAUUUCAUGAACUCAUUUAAAUUGCCACUUAUAGAGGAGACUCGCGCUGAAUUCUGUUCAGGCUUAGAAUCAGUUGGCCAUGCACCUGCUUGUGAGAUAUCAUCUAUUUCGUUUUCUAAGAAAUACAAACCUCCUAAAAAAUUAUAUUACGGCAUUUCCACGAAAAUAAUACAUGAUGUUAAUAAUCAUGCCGCACAUUACGAGCCAGAGACAGGUGAUAUAUUUGCUAUAACAAAUUCAAGGCCAAGAAGUAUUGAUGAUUUGAUCAAACCGGAUAAACCCCUUCAUUUUGGGUAUGUGUCAGAGUAUGAUGAAGAUGAACUUAAGUUUGAGAUAUUACUGUCACAAAAAAUUGAUCGGGAGAUAUUAAGUAAGAAAGAUGUGAGGCUUUUUGUUACAUUUUUGAUGAAUAUUACUACCAAUAUGAGGAUUUGGAGGGCAUUGAAUCCUGAUCCUCAUAGUAGAAGACUGGGUCCCAUUCACAAGAUGCUACAACAUGACUCUUCUGUGGAUGAUGGUUAUUGUACCCUUUGCAUCUCUGAAGAAAACUUCAAUGUUACACAAACAGAAGUGUUUGACCUUAUUAGUUCAUUUGGAUUAGACAAAUCUCAAACAGAAGCAGUUUUAAGCAGCAUUUCCAUGACUAAAUGCACACACCAGCAAUACAAUUCAAAGCUAAUUUGGGGUCCACCAGGAACUGGGAAGACCAAGACAUUAGCUUCAUUACUUUUUGUACUACUAAAACUCAACUACUGUAGGACACUAACUUGUGCACCCACCAAUGUAGCAGUGAUUCAGGUUGCAAAAAGACUAGUAACACUCUUCUUAGAGUCCUUGGCUUAUGAUACUUAUGGGUUAGGAGACAUAGUCCUAGUCGGAAAUGAAAAAAGAAUGAAGAUCGAUGAUGAUUUUGAGCUAGUCGACAUAUUUCUCAAAUAUCGUGUGAAGCUUAUUGAAGAGUGUAUCUUACCGUUAACUGGUUGGAAGACUAGUUUGGAGUCUAUGAUUUCAUUACUCGAAGACCCUAAGGCGAAGCAUGAUACUUACUUAGUACAGGUUGAGAAAGAGGAUAACAUGAAUGAAGAUUCAUCAUCAUCAAACCCAGUUUAUUCUGCUCAUAAAAACUAUGGUCAGGGUCUGGGGAGGGAAGAAAAACGGAAACUUAUACCAAUAAAGAAGAAGAAAAAUAAGAUGAAGGAAAAAAAAAAGGGCCAAGCAAGUAAUGAUAAGGCGGAUAUAAAAACCGAUGAAUUUUCGACAUUUGAUGAGUUUGUGAGGAAGAGUUUCGUUUCUUUAGCAAAUCGUUUAGUGUUUUGUGCAGAGAAUUUGUAUACUCACUUACCGACAUCAAGUUUACCACUUCGUGUGGCUAAACAGAUGAUUGAAUUAGUUGGUAUGCUUAAUACCCUGGUAGAAAAUGCGCGAAAAAAUAGUUGUAAUUUCACUGAACAGGUUAUGAUGAAUAGAGAAGGAUUGAUGGGUAUAUUGAAUUUACUUCAUAAGAGAUUUCCUAAGCCCAAGAUUAAGGGAAGUGUUAAGGAUUUUUGCUUGAAUAAUGCGCGAUUGAUAUUCUGCACUGCUUCAGGCGCGAUUAAAAUAGGUUCAGAUGUUGAAACAGUGAUAAUAGAUGAAGCAGCACAGCUCAAAGAAUGCGAGUCAGCGAUUCCUUUACAGAUUUUUGGUCUGAAAACUGUGAUUCUCAUAGGGGAUGAUCGGCAACUCCCAGCAAUGGUUCGGAGCAAGGUUUUAGGAAAGAUGAACUUCGGAAGGAGUUUAUUUCAACGGCUGGCAGGGUUAGGGAAAGAAAAGCAUCUUUUGAACAUUCAGUAUCGGAUGCACCCUUCUAUCAGCUUGUUUCCGAAUAAAGAAUUUUAUCAGAACAAGAUUGUAAAUGCACCCAAUGUCGAAGGAAGAAACUAUGUUAAGAAUUAUCUCAAAGGGAGCAUGUUUGGAUCUUAUUCUUUCGUACAUGUGACUGAUGGAAAGGAGAAUUUCAAGAAAGGGCAUAGUCCUAGAAAUUUUAAGGAGGCAAAGGUUAUUGAUCAGAUCAUUGCAAAGCUUUUCAAAGAACAUUAUUGCAUCACUAAACAGAAGGUGAGUGUGGGAGUACUAUCGCCAUAUAAGGGUCAAGUAGGUUUGCUUCAAGAAAAACUGGAGAAGAAAUACACGAAACAUAAGGAAAAGUUUUGCAUCAACAUUCGAUCAAUUGAUGGGUUUCAAGGCGGUGAAGAGGAUAUCAUAAUAAUCUCAACUGUUCGAAGCAAUGGAAAUGGAUCGGUAGGGUUCCUGUCUGAUCGUCAGAGAACUAAUGUAGCUCUCACCAGGGCGAGGUACUGUCUUUGGAUAGUUGGAAGUGGAAGUACUUUAGGUAACAGCUCUUCAGUGUGGAAAAACCUUAUACGCGAUGCAAAAAAUCGUGGUUGCUUCUAUUAUGCUGAUGAGAUCGUUAAUCUUAAUCACGAAACACCAGUUGAUAAACUUGAUUUCUUCAGCCACCUUAAACUCGAGGAAGCAAGAUGGAAGGUUACCUUUAGCAAUGAGUUUAAACAAUCUAUAUCAAGCAUAAAGAGUGUCAAGGCUCAGAAACGCGUACAAAAUCUGCUGCGCAAGAUUGCUGAUGGCUGGCGGCAGUCCAUCACUGAUGAUGGCGCGACCCAUGAGUUGUUGGUGAUUUACAAGGUUGAUAAAACGCUUAAUCUCGCUUGGACAGUCGACAUUCUUGAGGAAGAAUCAAGUUAUAUACAAGUCAUCAAGGUUUGGGAUGUUUUACCAGAUUCCAAGGUUCCUGAUCUUGCAAAGAAUCUAAGUAUUCUGUUUGAAGGAUAUAGUGUUAACUUUAUUAAUCUGUGCAAGUACAAAUCUUAUGAAGGGAACUUGGUUGUGCCUAAGUCAUGGAAGCUUCAUUCCUCUUGUGAAGCUCCACUUACAACUGAUCUUGUAGAUGAUUGUUUGUCUUACCAAUUUGCUGCCAUGAAUGUAAAAGACAAUCCAGGAAAACCAAGUUCAAGCGUUAGAAAGAAUUGUGUUGCAGUAUGGAAACCAAUACAACGCUAGAAUGGCAUUGGCAGCCAUUCCAAGAAGCAGUGCCAGCCCUCGGCAAGGAUAAGUUGGACUUACGCUCAGAGCCACCAAAAAAAUUACCUUAUUAUUUUUGGCAGAAAUUAAACCCAAGUCGCAUGUAUAAAGGCUUAAUGCUUUGCCAUCAAGCUGCGUCAAAGUUAAAGCUAACUUUCAUAGUUGAAGAUAAUUAAAUAGAGUGACUGUUGUAAUAAGCACAAAGGAACACGCACCUUCAAUAAAUAUUAUUUGACAAUUAUAA